CAUUGGCCGCUUGCUUCUCGAAAUCUUCGGUCGAGACCCUCGCACCUUUUGACGAGAGACUAUUCGUAUCGUUCCAUGUGCGCAUCAUUGGCGAACCUGAUUGUGAAAUGAGUUUUGAGACCAAAUAG
Messenger RNA from Paraglomus occultum, 128 nucleotides. Lineage: Eukaryota; Fungi; Glomeromycota; Glomeromycetes; Paraglomerales; Paraglomeraceae. The record is from the annotation of a GenBank genome assembly.